AUGGGCGACUGGAGUUUUCUGGGAAGACUCCUAGAAAAUGCCCAGGAGCACUCCACGGUCAUCGGCAAGGUUUGGCUGACCGUGCUGUUCAUCUUCCGCAUCCUGGUGCUGGGGGCGGCGGCGGAGGACGUGUGGGGCGACGAGCAGUCCGACUUCACCUGCAACACCCAGCAGCCGGGCUGCGAGAACGUCUGCUACGACCGGGCCUUCCCCAUCUCCCACAUCCGCUUCUGGGCGCUGCAGAUCAUCUUCGUGUCCACGCCCACCCUCAUCUACCUGGGCCACGUGCUGCACUUGGUGCGCAUGGAGGAGAAGAGGAAGGCCAGGCAGGAGGAGGAGCAGCCGAAGACGGACAGCCCCAGCCCCCCGGAGCCGCCGCAGGACGGGCCCUCGUCGCGGGAGGACCGCGGCCGGGUGCGCAUGGCCGGGGCGCUGCUGCGAACCUACGUCUUCAACAUCAUCUUCAAGACGCUGCUGGAGGUGGGCUUCAUCGCCGGCCAGUACUUUCUGUACGGCUUCGAGCUGCAGCCGCUGUACCGCUGCGACCGCUGGCCCUGCCCCAACACGGUGGACUGCUUCAUCUCCAGGCCCACGGAGAAGACCAUCUUCAUCAUCUUCAUGCUGGCGGUGGCCUGCGCGUCGCUGCUGCUCAACAUGCUGGAGAUCUACCACCUGGGCUGGAAGAAGCUCAAGCAGGGCAUGACCAGCCUCGGCCCGGACGCCUCCCAGGCCCCGCCGGAUCUUCACAGCAGCCCAGAAGUCUGGUUGCUGAGCGCUGUCUCUGGGGGUAACUGUUCUGUUGUGGUAAAGCAACAGGUAUCCUGCAGUCCCUUCAGCGCCAGGGCAAUUGGGUUUGCUAUUCCUCAGCUCUCCAGAGCCUCUGGGCAGCCCAGAGAGUCAUAG
This is a messenger RNA of Mandrillus leucophaeus (drill), 903 nucleotides long. RefSeq names its product gap junction protein, alpha 3, 46kDa (gene GJA3). Bases 1 to 903 code for a protein of 300 amino acids. Gene Ontology annotation, biological process: cell communication. NCBI's taxonomy places the organism in Eukaryota, Metazoa, Chordata, Mammalia, Primates, Cercopithecidae. Gene Ontology annotation, cellular component: connexin complex. The record is from RefSeq and is a predicted model, not a curated record. The transcript is spliced from 2 exons.